This is a messenger RNA of Rotaria socialis, 1266 nucleotides long. NCBI's taxonomy places the organism in Eukaryota, Metazoa, Rotifera, Eurotatoria, Philodinida, Philodinidae. The record is from the annotation of a GenBank genome assembly.
AUGGCUGAAAGAGGAAUAACAGAUGAUGUUAAAACUGAUGAAAAUGUUACUUUCUCAGAUUUGGCUAUAUCGGAACUAACGCUUAAUUCACUUAAAACAGCUGGUUUUAUUAAACCAUCUCCUAUACAAUUACAAGCAUUGCCAUUAACCUUACUUGGACUUGAUCUUCUUAUUCAAGCUAAAUCUGGCACUGGUAAAACACUUGUUUUUAGUAUAACAGCUCUUGAAUUCGUACAAGCAAUUGAUAGUGAUGAUAAUGAAAAUUCAACUGUGAUAACAACAAAAGUAAUUAUGCUCGCACCAACACGUGAAAUAGCACAACAAAUUGUACAAGUAAUUAAAACAAUUAAACAGCCCGAAUGUAAUGUACAUACGUUUAUUGGUGGUACAUCAGUAAAAGAUGAUCAAACUCAUUUAAAAAAAUGUAAUAUUGUAGUUGGAACACCGGGACGAGUUGAAGAAUUACUUCGAUUGAAAUAUCUUCGACCUGAUACAAUUCGAUUACUUGUUUUAGACGAAGCAGAUGUUCUUUUAUGUAAAGAAUUUCAAGAACAAAUCAAUUCAAUAUUUUCAUAUAUGCCAUCGAAUAAACAAGUAUUAUUAGCUUCAGCAACAUAUCCUGAACAUUUGAUUCGUUUUUCCGAACGUUAUAUGCGUGAUGUGACAUGUAUACGUUUAGUUGGUUCGGAAUCGCCCAGUUUAAUUGGUAUUCAACAAUUUUGCAUGUUAAUUCCUCAUCAUCCAAUAGAUUCACAUUUAUUCGAACAAAAAGUUCUUUUACUAUUGCGUAUUUUGCCUGAAUUAAAAUUUCGCCAAUGUUUAAUUUUUUCUAAUCUUCGUAUGCGUUCAUCCGCUGUUUGUGAACGUAUAAAAUCUUUAGGUUAUGAAACAACGUAUACAUCAAGUUCACUGGCACAAAAUCGUCGAACAAAAGCAAUGCGUGAUAUGUAUAAACAUAAAUGUCAAAUAUUAGUUACGACUGAUUUAACAUCUCGCGGUAUUGAUUUAGAUUUUGUUGACUUUGUUAUUUCAAUGGAUUUACCCAAUGAUAGCGAAACAUAUUUACAUCGUAUUGGACGCGCAGGUCGUUUCGGUGCUUAUGGUUGUUCAUUAACUAUAGUUGCACGAGGUGAUGAACAGAAACAAUUAGAAAAAAUUCAAGAUGAAUACAAAUUAAAUUUAAUCGAAACAGAUGAAAGUCAACGAUUUCAAGUGUUAAUAAAUGCACUUGAACAAGUAACUAUGAAUAUUAAAGAUUCACAAUAA